This is a messenger RNA of Gasterosteus aculeatus aculeatus (three-spined stickleback), 1453 nucleotides long. The record is from RefSeq and is a predicted model, not a curated record. Lineage: Eukaryota; Metazoa; Chordata; Actinopteri; Perciformes; Gasterosteidae.
AUGGUGACCGUAACUUCUGCUAGCUCCGUUAGCUUCGGGCGGAGAACCUGCGGCGGGUGUUCGUGGUCUCAGUCCGGGUCCGGACUGCUCGGCUCGGCUGGUGUCGGUUUACGGGUUUGGAGAGAACAAGAGCAGCGAUUGGCUCGACAGAGCCGCACCUUCCAGAACAUCUGUAAAAGAGUCAGCCAGCAGCAAUCCCCAGCAGACCAGCAGGUGCUGGAUGUGAUCGACUUCUACGAGACCAAAAUGACUCCGCUGCUGGAUGAGCUCAGAGCUGUCAAAGGUCAACCAGAAGGAUCUCCGAUGGCUCAACCUACAGGAAUGAAGGAGGCAACUCCAUCUUUCAAAACCGUCCUCCAGGCGUACCAGGAACAACAAAAAAGAAGCCACGCCCAGGCCGAAGAGCUGCAGAGGGAGGUGGAGCGCCUGAAGCAAGACUUGGAGAAAAGGCCGUCACUCAGAGACGUGAAGUUCUACAAGCACAAGCUCCGUCGUCUGGAGGGCUCAAAAAAGCACAAGGUGGGAUCAUCACCAAACGAAGAUAACACCAGUGAGACGAGUGAGCAAACCAAGGAGGCUGGUCUCUGUGCCCGCUAUCACCAUCUGUUGAAGGAGAUCCGAGCUGCUGUGACCGAUUCCAACGGUCCAUUCCAACCGUCCUCCGUUGCUUCAGACCUGGCUGAGUUUCACACUGUGGUCCCCACACUGGAGGCCUGGGCUCAGCAGCUCCGCCUCCUGAAGGAUCUGCAAAGGGCUUUAAACCGGUUGACUGGCAGACUGAUGCCCUGGAAGCCGCGUGAUGGCGGCCAUACUGUUGCAGUGAAGGUGGAGGACAUGCUGAUGCUGGUGGACAGCAUGCUGGAGAACACCUCAGCUGAGGAGGACAAGGUGCUCAGGAGUCCCACUCGGUACACGUUGGGCUCCAUGGUGUCUCACUUCCAGAAGCUGUUUGACGUGAGCUCCCUCAGCGGAGUGUACCCACGUAUGAACGAGGUGUACAGCAGGCUGGAAGAGAUGAGGAACAUAAUGAGGAACCUGCGAGAUGUUCUGCAGCUCGACAGCAGGGCUCCUGCUGCUGAGGUGGUGCAUGGGGUGGAAAGACUGGUCUCCUCCACCCAGAACACCGCUGGAUUCCAAAGCUUGCUGGGAGAAGCUGAUAUCGACAGGUUCCCAUCCGCUGAGCACACACGUUUUUUGGUCUGUUGUGUUUCUGCUGGUGUUCGGAUGACUAAACAAAAAGCAAAGGCUUUUAUGAAUAUGCACCAAUAUACCGUAUUGUUUAGAGUAAGAUAAUCAAAUCUUAAAGUGGCCCCUUAAGUUUAAUGGACCCAGGCCAAAUACCCAAAGUAAAAAUCACUGUUUGUGCCAUGAAACUUAUCAUUUAAAAAUACAAACAUUUUGUGUAAAUGUGCAAAUCAUAGUGGACUUUGUAAUAAAAAAAAAAAUCCUCUAG